This is a messenger RNA of Halichondria panicea, 1899 nucleotides long. Its product is annotated as ADP-ribosylation factor GTPase-activating protein 2-like. The record is from RefSeq and is a predicted model, not a curated record. NCBI's taxonomy places the organism in Eukaryota, Metazoa, Porifera, Demospongiae, Suberitida, Halichondriidae. Gene Ontology annotation, molecular function: GTPase activator activity. Bases 107 to 1735 code for a protein of 542 amino acids. Gene Ontology annotation, biological process: COPI coating of Golgi vesicle. The transcript has 15 exons.
CCAGCCAUGUGAUAUUCCAGGGGGUCAUGUUGACUACGUCUGUGGUCGAUCUAGUUUAUAAUACCGGUACUCUGAUCUUUUAGAGACGCUCUCUCUGUCUCUCAAGAUGGCUGAACCUACCAAGCAAGAGAUAGCUCAAGUGUUUAAGAGAUUGAGAUCUAUGGGGCCUAACAAAUUGUGUUUUGAUUGUGCGGCCAAGAACCCAACCUGGGCCUCGGUCACGUAUGGUAUAUUCAUCUGUAUUGACUGUUCAGCUGUACAUCGCUCGCUGGGCGUUCACCUCAGCUUCGUUAGGUCCACACAACUCGACUCGUGGACUUGGAUACAGCUGAGAGGCAUGCAAGUUGGUGGGAACACAAACGCUACUGUGUUCUUCCGUCAACACGGCUGUACUACUAAAGAGGCUCACACUAAGUACGACAGUCGUGCGGCUCAACUGUAUAGGGACAAGCUGAGCAGCAAGGCAGCUGCUGCUCAGACCCAGUACAAGACACAGCUACACAUUGAGACUCAGAGUGAGGAGACUAAAGAAGAGGACUUCUUCUCUAUGGUCCUACAGCCGCAACCAGACGCACUGGAUCUGGACAAGAGUGCUGUGUCUCUAUCCUCGGUUCCCAUGGCAAUGCAGCCUCGUACCGGACCCAAGAAUGGAAGUGGAGACAAUGUGGACUCCAGGCAACCAAAUGUUGGCACCCUCCAAUCUCCAACCAAUCCCAACACACCACACCCACUCCCAGUCUCCCACGAGCCCAAGUCCUCUCUCAUUGGAAAGCGUAAAGCCCCAGCCAAGAAACUGGGUGCCAAGAAAGGUCUGGGAGGUCAAAAGAUCACGAAGAGUUUCUCGGAAAUAGAGCAACAAAUUGAACAAGAAGAGAAGAUGAAGCACGCCUCCUCAGGAAUGAGUGCACCAGAGCCACGGGGGACAGAGGAGCGGUCCGCCAGACUAGAGUAUAGGAUGGACACGCGCAGUAUGGAUCCUCAAAAGGCUAAGCAAGCGGAGAGGCUGGGAAUGGGUGUGGCUUCAAGAGCUGGUGUUGGUCAUUCUGCGUCAUCCAACAUGGGCACCAUUAAUCAGGUGGGGCCAACCAAGAGUGGGCGUGGUCAGCGCACAGACAAAGGAGGGGUCUCCUAUGACAGGAAUGACUCAUAUGGCUCAAGUAGCUACGAUCCCCCUGGUUACACGUCACAUGACUCUGGCUACACAUCACGUGAUCUUGGCACUCGCUCCUCGUACACUGAGCAGCGACCCAGUAACAAGCAUAGUGCGUUUGGAGGGGGAUGGGAGGACAAGAGCUCCUCGUCCAGCAAGGAUGGUGGGAGCACAUGGGGAAGCAGCUCCUCGUCCAGCAAGGUGUCCGGUGGUGGGGGUGGGAGCACAUGGGGAAGCAGCUCCUCGUCCAGCAAGGUGUCUGGUGGUGGGGGUGGGAGCACAUGGGCAACCAGCACAUCUAGUGCUGACUCAGCACAACAAAGGUUCUCCAGUGCCAAGUCCAUCUCCUCUGAUCAGUACUUUGGCCGAGACAGUGGUGGAUCCCUGGGUGAUGGAGGUGCUGAGGCCGGCAAAUUUUCUGGUGCUUCUGGUAUCUCCAGUGAUGAUUAUUUUGGCCGCUCUACUAAAACAAGCGGUGGUGGUCAGGGAGAAGAGCUGAGGUCCAAGAUAUCCUCCAAGAUCUCCACUGUGGCCAGCAACGUCAUGGAAACCAUACAGGAUCGCUACCAUGGUUACAGAAAUUAAAUGACUCUUUUGAUCAGAUAAUUAUGGAUAGAUAUAAUUAUAGCUCGAACUUCGUGUAUUUUUCACCUAUCAAAAACUAUUAAUUCUCACAUGAUUAAGUUACUGUACAGUAAGCAAUAAUCCAACAAAAGUUAUGUUUAAUGGAUAAUUAUUGUAACUGUGAA